AUGACUGUUGGCAACGGCACCGCCAAUGGCGGCGAGGCCACCCGGCGGCCGCUCCCAUGCGGCAUCUACGCCCCCACCAUGACCUUCUUCGACCCGGAAACCGAAGACCUGGACAUCCCCACCAUCAAGAAGCACGCCGAGCGUCUCGUGCGGGACGGUCUCGUAGGCCUUGUCACCAUGGGCUCCAACGGCGAGGCCAUCCACUGCACGCGGGAGGAGAAGCUGGCCGUCACACAAGCCACACGGGAGGCCCUCGACGCGGCCGGCUUCACCCAGACGCCCAUCAUCAUCGGCGCGACCGAGGGCAGCGUGCGGGGCACCAUCGAGCUGUGCAAGCAGGCGGCCAGCGCAGGCGCCGACUACGCACUGCUCCUGCCCCCCUCCUACUUCCGCGCCCUGAUGAACGAGGACGCCAUCCACGACUACUUCACCGAGGUCGCCGACGCCAGCCCGCUCCCGCUCAUCCUGUACAACUACCCGGGCGCCGUGGCCGGCAUCGACAUGGACUCGGACCUGCUCAUCCGCCUCGCCGCCCACCCCAACAUCGUCGGCACCAAAUUCACCUGCGGCAACACGGGCAAACUGACCCGCGUGGCGCUCGCCACCGACGCCCAGACCCCCACUGCCCCAGGAUCCGGCUACAUGGCCUUCGGCGGCAUGUGCGACUUCACAGUCCAAACGCUCGCCAGCGGCGGCAGCGGCAUCAUCGCGGGGGGCGCCAACGUGAUGCCGAAGGUGUGCGUGCGCGUGUGGGAGCUGUACGCGUCCGGGCGGGCCGACGAGGCCGUCGCGCUCCAGCGCACGCUCGCCCGCGGCGACUGGGUGCUCACCAAGGCGGCGAUCGCGGGCACCAAGCAGGCGAUCCAGAGCUAUUUCGGGUAUGGGGGCUUUCCGCGCCGGCCGCUGCAGCGGCUGGAUAAGGCGCGGGUGGCGGCGAUUGAGGAGGGGGUGAGGGAGGUGAUGGAGGUGGAGAAGUCGUUAUAG
Molecule: messenger RNA, 984 nt
Organism: Chaetomium fimeti
Lineage: Eukaryota; Fungi; Ascomycota; Sordariomycetes; Sordariales; Chaetomiaceae
Product: L-threo-3-deoxy-hexulosonate aldolase
Exons: 1
Coding region: 1-984 (327 amino acids)
Molecular function (GO): 4-hydroxy-tetrahydrodipicolinate synthase activity
Source: RefSeq, a predicted model, not a curated record